This is a messenger RNA of Clupea harengus (Atlantic herring), 1298 nucleotides long. RefSeq names its product tetraspanin-8-like. The record is from RefSeq and is a predicted model, not a curated record. Gene Ontology annotation, cellular component: plasma membrane. Lineage: Eukaryota; Metazoa; Chordata; Actinopteri; Clupeiformes; Clupeidae.
AACUACCACGCCCCUUACAGGAAACAUAUCUAGGCUAGCUAUUGAAACUGUGGAAUACUGAAAGUGUGCUCACUUACCUGCUCUCUGCUUCGUCUCAAGAUGGCAAAAGGGAGUUCUGUUCUCAGCAAUAUCUUCGGCUUUUUCAAUCUGCUUUUUGCGAUUGUCGGUGCUGUUGUUAUUGUCUUGGCAAUACUAGUCCAUGUUCAUCUCAGUAAUGUGCAGGAGUUUGAAAAGAUCGGUGGAGUCGUCAUCCUGUAUGUGAUUGGAUUUAUCACAUUGACCAUCUCGUUUUUGGGAGCUUACGGGGCAUUCAGACAAGUGAAAUGGAUGCUGAUCGUGUUCUUGGUGCUGAUGUGUGUUGGCUUUCUGUUCCUGGCACGCAUUGCAGUAACUUUGGCCAUCGUGCGACCACAGGUUGAUAGCAUCGCAGAGGAACAGCUUGAUGCGGUUUUGCCAUUGGAUAAGACUUCUAUGGAUUUCCAGUCAAUUAUGGAUGCAUUUCAGUCUUCGAUGCACUGCUGUGGUCUUUCCAACGGAUACAAGGACUGGAAUGAGAACGUGCCCGAAUCCUGCAACUGCCCUCCCCCAGAGGAGACAAUGACAGAUGUCUGUGUGGUUAUUCCAGGAAACUACCUCGAGGCUCUCUUCUCCCAGCGUAUGGUGUACAGACAGUCGUGUGGCCCUAUUCUCCUGAACCUCCUGAAGACAGCGUUUGAUGGUGUGAUGGGGGUCUUCUUUGGGCUGACCACUUUGACUGUUUUGGCCAUUGCGAUCUCCAGCUGUCUGAUUGCUCGGAUCAACAAGAACAGAAUUGCAGGAGUUGUGCUUGGACCUACCUUGGUCUUUAGCACCUCACCACCCAAGUACAACGAGCUGGUCAAUGAACCGUACCAUUAGUUCCUUCGUGCCCCUGGAGGUACAUGGUGGCACUUGCUGUAUCGCUUGAUUUGGGCAGUGAUCUUUUCUUGGCAGGAUCACUGUAAGUAAAUGAUUCAUUAGUCACUUAAUCUACAUCUUAUGCCCCUCUGCACAAAGUUAAUGAAAUGCAAACACAAUAUUGCAAUCAAGAAAUUAUAAAAUCACUAGCCAUGCUUAGCCAUCUCGCUUUGCUCACCGACAACUGUGUAGCAUGAAAAUUGAUGAAAAGAAUGUUUUUAUGUAGAGUAUAUGCUGAGUCAUUUUUGGGGCUUGACUGCAUUUUGGCAGUUUAUUGUACAUUUAUCACUUUAGUUUGAAAAGACUUAAAAAAGGGAAAGUGUAUUUUGUCUAAGUUUCUGAAAUAAAAUGAUUGUACCAGA